This is a messenger RNA of Phytophthora infestans T30-4, 11610 nucleotides long. RefSeq names its product fatty acid synthase subunit alpha, putative. Gene Ontology annotation, cellular component: fatty acid synthase complex. The record is from RefSeq and is a predicted model, not a curated record. The coding region runs from base 1 to 11541 and encodes 3846 amino acids. NCBI's taxonomy places the organism in Eukaryota, Oomycota, Peronosporomycetes, Peronosporales, Peronosporaceae. Gene Ontology annotation, biological process: long-chain fatty acid biosynthetic process. Gene Ontology annotation, molecular function: 3-oxoacyl-[acyl-carrier-protein] synthase activity; fatty acid synthase activity; holo-[acyl-carrier-protein] synthase activity. The transcript is spliced from 9 exons.
AUGAAGAAUACACGGGAAGACGAGCCGCGGUCGAUGACCAAGUUGUCAGGCGCAGCCGUUGAAGCUCAGCAGCGCCAAGACAUCACAAUCAAAUCUGCCGCCGGCACUGCAUCGACGGAUCUAAACUCCAUCAAGACCCCGUCUAUCUCUAUCAUGCCGAGCACUGCCAACGCAAGUCAACGGCAACGUACAGUCAUCACCACCACGACCAAAGGGCGUACACGCAGGGUGGUGACCACUACUACGACCCUAAGCGACGUCCCAAUGACUACAACCAAUACAUCGUCCACUGAAAUUGCGGUCGCAGUGAAUACCGGCAAGUUUACAUUCAUCCCUGAGAGCUCCAGAGACUUUACACUGCAUCCAAGACAAGCAUCACGCGCGCAUUUGUCGACGCUACUGGAGGAGUCCAGCUCGGAUGAGGCAAAGGCCUCCGUCGCCUUCGAAGCGGUCAUUGACCUGCAUAGCUGGCUGCAGGAUGGAGACACUCCUUCGGGCUUGACGAUGAGCCGCGUCUUCUUUAGUAUGCCGCUGCUGGCAUUGACGCAGUGCGCUAACUAUCUUAACUUCCUUGAAACUACGGGACUGACCCACGAGAUCAUGGUCAAGAACUCCGCCACCGCCGUGGGCCACAGUCAGGGCGUAGUGAGCGCCGUCAUCUUCUCGGCGGCUAAAACAGCUCAAGAGCUCGUAGAUAUCGGCGUCUCCGUGCUGCGCUACAUGUUCUGGCAGGGACUCCGCGCGCAGGAGACAUACCAGCACCAGCUGACGCAAUACAAGCAGAAUGGCAAGAAUGUCGAGAACGCCGGUCCUAUGCUGGCCGUACGCGGGCUCAAGAAGGAGCACGUUCUCAAGUCCAUCGAGGUCGCCAAGCGCCGCACCAAAUCACCCGACCUACAUCUCUCUCUUAUCAACGCAUCCGACAUGAUGAACGUGACGGGCUUCCCAGCAACGCUGACUCUGUUGAAGCAGGCCCUUGAGGGUCUGUUCGCCAAGCCGGACGCCAACCAGACCCGCAUCCCUCACUCACAGCGGAAACCCACGGGUUCGCUGUCAUUCUUGCCGCUCUCGGCUCCAUUCCACACACCACUGCUGACCGAGGCCAAGCCAAAGCUGUUGCAGGACGUGCAACGAGUCAAGUGCGUGAUUAAGGGCAGUCAACUGCAGGUGCCCGUGUAUGCUACCAACACGAAAGCCACCAACCUCCAGACGGUGGACGACGUGGUCGAUGAACUAAUUAACAUGCAGCUACUGGAGCUGGUGGACUGGACGGCGACAUGGGCAAAGAUCGCUGAGCACCACUCAAACGCUACGCACAUUCUGGAGUUCGGCCCCGAUCUUGGCGUAGCCAAGCUGAGCGACAAGGCUGCAGAAGGCCUGGGCAUCGAAUUGGUCAUCGCGACUGCCAAGCACCCGGUUAUGAGCUCCUCGACGACGUCUGCUCCCCUUGUCGGUCUGCAGCAGUUCAUCGAUGCUGCACCGACGUUCACGUCCGUCGAGGCUACGUGGGUGGAGAAGUUUGGCCCGCAAGUGACCGAAUCGGGCAAGCUGGUCAACAGAUUCACGCGCGCGCUGAACAAGCCGCCUGUUAUGGUGGCCGGUAUGACGCCGACCACCAGUUUAGAGGGCAUCGACCUUGUUGCGGACAUCCAGAAUGCUGGUUUCCACGGUGAACUGGCUGCGGGUGGCCUGUCGCGUCCCAACAUCUUCGAGGACGCAGUGAACGAGCUCGUGUCAAAGAUCAAACCCGGUCUCGGUAUUGCGAUUAUCAUGCUGUACCUGAACGCGAAGCAGUGGGGCUUCCAGUUCCCGAUGGUGCUACGUAUGCGUCGCAGCGGUGUGCCUAUCGAGAGUAUCACUAUCGGUGCCGGCAUUCCGACCAAAGAGCGUGCGCUUGAGAUGAUGUCGCAGCUGGAGGAUGUGGGUAUCAAGGUGGUUUGCUUAAAGCCUGGUUCUGUAGACGGCAUCCACGCUGUGCUGGAGAUUGCUGAGGCCAUGCCGAGUAUGACUGUGAUGCUGCAGUGGACAGGCGGUCGUGCUGGUGGCCACCACAGCUUCGAGGACUUCCACGAGCCGAUGGAGGAGACGUACGCGGCCAUCCGUCGUGUGUCGAACGUGCUGCUGGUUGUUGGCUCUGGUUUCGCUCGCGGCCACCUGUUCAAGAUGCCGGCAGACGGUAUCCUCAUGGGCUCGCGCGUGAUGGUUGCGAAGGAAGCUGCGACUGCACCAGAGGUCAGGAAGCUGUUGGUAGACACGCCUGGCAUCGAAUCCGAGCUGGAGUGGGAAACGAGCUACACGGGCGAGAUUGGCGGCGUGAUCACGGUCACGUCGGAGCUGGGAGAGCCCACCCACGUCGUGGCGAACCGCUGUACUCUGCUGUGGAAGGAGUUUGACGACAAGUACUUCUCCAUCCCACGCGACCAGGUUGAGCUGGCCCUCCGUCUGAACAAGAAGGACAUCAUCACGCGUCUGAAUGCCGACUACCAGAAGCCGUACUUCGGCUGCGAACGCAAUGUGGAGACUGGCGAGAGUGUACCCGCUGAUCUGGAGGAGAUGUCGUAUGGCAAGCCCCAUCGCUGGGUGCACGACACCUUCUUCUCUCGUGUGAGCAAGUUCAUCACGCGUACGGAGGAGCGAUUCCGUCGUGAAAGUUCUGGUGACCUGUUCGACCAGUCGGAGCUCAAGGCGAACCCGAGAGGGACGGUGACGGCAUUUAUCACCAAGUAUCCCCAGACGGUGUCAACUCUGCUGUCAGUUCCGGACUGUGACUUCUUCCUGGAUCUGUGCCGCACUGGUGGCAAGCCCGUGAACUUUGUGCCUGCGAUCGACACGGAGUUCAAGACGUGGUUCAAGAAGGACUCGCUGUGGUACUCAGAGGACUUGGACGCCGUUCCGGAACGUGACGCCCAGCGUGUCUUCAUCCUUCAAGGCCCCGUGGCCGCUCGCUACAGCACUGUCGUGGACGAACCCGUGGCGGAUAUCCUAAACGGCAUUGCCACCGGCUUUGAAAACGUUGUGAAGGAAAGCGGCGCGGUUGCUGCUGCCACGGCUGCGUCUGCCAAGCAGACGUACCACCCGGAGCUGUCCUGCUCCAUCCACGCGGAAGGCAGCGGCUUCAUCGAUAAGGUUAAGGCGUUCUACGCUCGCUUCUGGGUGGCGGUUGAGGACAAGGAAGAGGAGUCGUGCAAGGCUGCAUGCGAGGAAAGCGUCAUGUCUCCUUUCACUGCUGAGUUCUCCAUUACAAAGAAGGACGUUGUUGACUACCGUACUGCUCUGGGCCUGAAUGACGACGAAGAAGGCGCUCCGGCUGACUUCUCGACGAUCGUGUCGUGGCGUCCGCUGAUCCAGUCGGUGUUCACAAAGGAGGUGAAGGGCAACCUGCUAGAUCUGGUGCAUCUGAAGCACUCGUACAAGCUGCUGUCGUCGCGCAAGGCUUCGGCCACGUUCCUGCCUGGCGACGAUAUCGUGAGCACGUCGAACGUCGGCAGUCUGCGCAUCAUCGACAGCGGCAAGAUCGUGCACGGCGUGGCUAUCAUUUCUCGCAAGACGGUGGACGAUCAGAUGGUGGAGAUGCUUGAGCCUCUCGUGGAGCUGCACAGCGAGUUCCUGAUCCGCGGCACAUUUGAUGACUUCAAGUCGACAUUUUCAAUCGACAAGUCGACGGACGCCUCCGUGGAGGUGUCGGGUACACUGUUCCGUGACGAAGCGGGCUCGAAUGUGGAGCUCGGCACAGUCGAGUUCAAGAGCAAUGACGCGAACGAGAGUCCUGUUGUGGCCUUUUUGCGCCAGAUGCAGCCUGAGGAUGCCAAGGCCAGAGGCAUGUUCUCGAACGGUGGCUCCCACAUGCUGGAGAAGCCGCUGGAGAUUAACGUCCCGACGAACGCUCUGGCGUACGCCGUGGCAUCUCGCGACCUGAACCCGAUUCAUCGCUCCAAGUACGCUGCGAUCCUGGGCCACCUGCCCCAGGGCAAGCCGAUCAUGCACGGUCUGUGGACGGCGACCAAGGUACGCGAUCUGGUGAUCCAGAACUUCGGUCUGGGCUUCGACAGCAACGUGGUCGACUACGACGUCAACUUCGACGGCAUGGUGUACCCGGGCGACAAGCUGUUCAUGCAGGCUCGUCACAUCGGCCUCGACAAUGGCAAGAAGGUGCUGUCUGUUGAGGUUGUGAACAGCUCCGGUGAAGGCGUGGUAAGCGCGCGUGCUGUCGUCAAGCAGGCGCCAAUGGCGUUCGUCUUCACUGGUCAGGGUUCUGCUGCUGUGGGUAUGGGCAUGGACCGCUACCAGGAGUCCUCAGUCGCUCGUGACAUUUGGAACCGUGGUGACUCUCACCUACGCGAGACUUUUGGCUUCUCGAUCCUGGAAAUCGUGCAGAAGAACCCUAAGUCUAUUACGGUGCACUUUGGCGGUAAGAAAGGCCUCGAGAUUCGAGAGAACUACAUGAAGCUGACUCGUGCCGACUCGGUGACGGGUGACGUUGCGGCACUUUUUCCUGAGAUCGACGAAGAUACUGAGAGCUAUAAUUUCUUCGCAUCUGAAGGUUUGCUAUUCGCCACCCAGUUCAGCCAGCCUACGUUGGUGCUGCUCGAAAAGGCCAUGUUCUCGGAGAUUAAAGCUGCUCAACUGAUUUCAGAUGAUGCUUACUUUGCUGGACACUCUCUGGGCGAGUACGCCAGUCUGAUCUCCUUUGCCGAUGCUCUAGCAGUUGAAGCCCUGAUGGACCUGGUGUUCCUACGUGGCAUGAUCAUGCAGAAAUCGGUAAAGCGUGACGCAGAAGGGCGUUCCGACUACGGGAUGGUGGCUGUAAACCCCACCCGUGUGAGCCCAGAUUUCGCUGAGGAAAUGAUGUACAAGAUCGUGGACGGCAUUGACGCUGCUUCGGGCAACUUACUGCAGGUUGUGAACCUCAACAUUCAGCAGUGCCAGUAUGUUGUUGCUGGUGAUAAUGUGAACCUGGAGACGCUGUCGCUGGCGUUAUCUGCCAUCAAGACGCUGAAGUCAACUGCUGCUGACGACGUGGAGAAGGUUAUGGCCGACUCGUUGGCACAAGCUCGUGCCCGCAAGCACACGUGCGAGCAGACUGGCCGUCCGUUUACGCUUGCGCGCGGCCUGGCGACGAUCCCGCUGGUCGGUAUUGACGUGCCGUUCCACUCGCGUGAGCUGCUUGGUGGUGUGCCGUCGUUCCGUGCGCUGCUGCGUACCAAGUUCGACCCGCAGGUGCUGGAGCGCCAGCUGCCGCUUCUGGUGGAUCGCUACAUCCCGAACCUGGUGGCGACUCCGUUCUCGCUGAAGCGCUCAUACUUUGAGGAAGUCUACGCUGCGACCAAGAGUCCGUACCUAGAGGAGGUUCUGAACCCCAUGCAGUGGAAGUUGGCGUCGAAGGCUCAGCUCGCGCACUUGCUUGUGGUGGAGCUGCUGGCGUACCAAUUCGCGUCGCCCGUCCAGUGGAUCAAGACGCAGGCGCUGCUGUUUUUGAAAGGCGAUGUUCGUCGCUUUGUGGAGAUCGGCCCUGCUCCGACGUUGACGAACAUGGCGCUGCGUACUGUCAAGGUUGGCGACUUCCCCGAUGUGUCGCGUGAGAUUUUGUGGUACCAGCGUGACCGCGAGGCUGUGCACUUCGAGGAGGAGACGGCCUACAUCUCUGCUGCCGAGUACGCCCGUGGUCUGGCUACCGAGGCUGCUGUUGAAGCUGCGAAGGUUGCUGCCGAGUCUGCUCCGAAGGUUGAGGAGGCCCUGGCUCCGGCACCGGUUGCUGCACCUGUUCAGGUGCAAGCUGCUCCGGUUCCUGUUCCCGCCGCUGCUGCUCCUUCGGCUGCCGAUGCUCCGGUGUCCGCUCUCCACGUCCUGCGUGUGCUUCUCGCUGUGCGUCUGAACAGGGAGCUGACUAAGAUCAAGGAAGAAACGGACGUCAAGACGCUGUGUGCUGGUGCCGCUGAAGGAGCUGGCGUCCAAGUUCUCUGGCUACAACACGCUUGCAAAAUGCCUGGUGGCUUCACGAUGUCGAGUAUCAAGGAGUACCUGGGCUCGGAGAAGGGUCUCGGUGCUGGACGCAUGGAGAGCGUGUUGGCUCACUCUCUACUGCUGGCCCCGCAGACGCGUUUCAAGAGCGACGCGGACGCGCGCAAGUGGCUGGACGAGAGUGUGAGCGGCUACGCUUCAUUCGCUGGCAUCUCGCUUGACCGUCCGACGAUGGCUGCUUCGCCCGGUGCUGUGAGCAUGUCCUUCAACCCUGCCCCAGUGUCGAUCCCGACGGUGACUGACAAGCCGGUGGAGGCCAAGCACGCUCUGCUGGUCAUGCUGGCAGCCAAGUUCGGCAAGGCUUUCAUCGAGGUCCCGGAGACUGCGACUAUCAAAGAGCUGUCUGCGGGCAAGUCGGCCGUGCAGAACGAGAUUGUUGGCGACUUGGAGAAGGAGUUCGGCUCUGGCCCGGAUGAUGCAGCGGAGAUGAAGCUGGCUGAGCUAGCCGGCAAGUUCCCGGCCUACGCGUCGCCGGGCAAGGUGACGAGCGCUCUGAUUGCCAAGAUGCUGGCGAGCAAGAUGCCUGGCGGUUUCAGUUUGUCUGCCAUCAAGGAGUACUUGUCUAGUGAACGCUGCCUGCCGAGCAGCCGCAUCGAAAGUGUGCUGCUUCACGGUCUCACGCAGAGCCCGAAGGCGCGUCUGACUGAUGACGCGACGGCGAAGAAGUGGCUAGACGGCGUCGUGAAUGACUACGCUAAGCACGCUGGCAUUGAUAUCCCGUAUCUGUCGAAGCUGGGAGGCAUGAUGGCUGGUCCGGCGAUGGGCCAGCAGGUGAUGCAGUCGAGCUCGCUGCCCAGCGACUUUGAGAAGCGUUUGAAGACCAUAAUCGCGGACCAGAUCGACGUGCUCAACUCGUACCUGGGCGAGGACCAGUUGGACUGGCACCGCAAGAUCGAGACGGAGGUGGACAUGCGCGAAGAGAUGGAGUCUUCGAUGUCGCAGUGGGUGACGGAGCAUGGAGAGUUUUACAGCACUGGUGUUGUUAGCAAGUUCGACACCAAAAAGGAGCGUCAGUAUGAUAGCUAUUGGAACUGGACUAUGCAGGACGCGAUGGAGCUGUACCACCGCGCUGCGGUAGCAACCAAGGACGUGCCUGUGAGCGAGGUCCUUAUCACGCACCUUCGCAAUCGCGCUACACCGGAACUUGUGCGGUGCCUUCAAUACUAUGCAACGCGUGCUGAGAAAGAAGAUCGUACUGACAUCGCACGGUCGCUCACGGCUCUUGUGAAAGAGUGGCAAACUGCCAGACCUGUGACCGUGCAACGCUUUGAACCAACCAAGCCUCAACUUCAAAUUCUUGAGAACGGUCAACUCGAGUACAGUGAGGUUGCUCGGUACGGCGCAGUGGACUCAAUCAACUACGUUGAGGAGAUGGCUCGUGGGCUCGAGUACAACUCUUUGAUUAAAACUGGAGAGUUCGGUGCGUCUAGUAUCGAGAAGAAGGCUGUCGGAUAUGAACCAAACCCGACCGACAACGGCAGUACGACGAGCGAGGAUCUUGACAGUGAUGAGGCCGACAGCGGUAAAGAUGAUGAUGCUGCACAUGAGGAAUCAACGGAUACCAAUGGUAUUUUACAGAUUGGAAAUACUCGGAUAGAAACACUUGGAGAUGCUCUUCGUAGACGCGCGCAGCUCGAGUCAAAUCGGCACUCUGAAGUACAUUCGCCUUCGUUGCAGUACCGUAUGAACAGAAUGCUGAAGAAGACUGUGCUGCCGCAUGUGCAUGUUCGCAAGCCGUCUGACGUGGACCCAACGAUCCGUUUGUAUGACGUUGAAUCAACCUGCGUGCUGCUGUCGUGCAUGCGUGAGAUGGCCUCGACGGGUAUCUCGUUCGCUGGCAAGGUGGCAUUGCUGACUGGGUGCGGUAAGAACUCCAUUGCCGCUGAGAUCGUCAAGGCGCUUCUAGAAGGUGGCGCCACGGUGUUCGUGACUACGAGUAGCUUCAGUAUGACGACGACCGGCCUGUUCCGUGAGAUCUACGACCAGCACGGCAGUCGUGGUAGCCGUCUCAUCGUACUACCGUUCAAUCAGGCGUCUAAGGUGGACGUGCAGAGCCUGGUGGCGCACAUUUACGACGUACACAAACUGGAUCUGGACUUCGUGAUUCCGUUUGCAGCUCUAUCGGAGGUCGGACGCACGAUCACGGACAUCGACUCGCGUUCGGAGUUGGCCCUCCGUAUCAUGCUGACGAACACGAUGCGUUUGCUGGGUGAGGUUGUGACGGCCAAAAAGGCUCGUGACAUCACCACUCGCCCUGCACUUGUGAUCCUGCCCAUGUCGCCGAACCACGGCAACUUUGGGGGAGACGGUCUCUUUCGAUCGUCGGCGUACUCGGAGGGCUGGGAUGAUCAGCUUUCGAUCGUCGGCGCCAUUAUCGGCUGGACGCGUGGCACGGGCCUCAUGUCGGGCAACAACGUGGUUGCUGCCGGUGUCGAGAAGAUGGGAAUGCGCACGUUCAGUACGACAGAAAUGGGUUUCAACCUAAGCGCUUUGAUGCACCCAAAAGUUGUGAGGCAAGCAGCGCAGACGCCGAUUAUCGCAGACCUAACCGGUGGGAUGGCACAAGUGAAGGACUUAAAGGACCAGGUGGACUCUAUUCGUGCCGAUAUCGUGAAGAAGUCGAAGCUGCAGGCUUCUAUUCAUGCUGCACUGGAGAGCGACAAGAAGCUGCUGGCUCUGCCUUCGAAGAAGCAGGUGGCCACUCCCAGCUCGAAGACGUUUGCUCCUCGCGCCAACAUGUCGAGCUACUACUGCAACUCGUUCCCGAAGCUGUCGGGUGUGGCUGAUCUGUCUGCCUCGAAGAAGCAGGCGCUGUUGCGUGGCAUGCUGGACCUGCGUCAGGUUGUGGUCGUCACGGGUUUCGGUGAAGUAAGUCCGUGGGGUAACGCGCGCACGCGUUGGGAGAUGGAGUCGUACGGCGAGUUCUCGCUGGAAGGUUGCAUCGAGCUGGCGUGGCUGACCGGCCGCGUCGUGUUCGACAAGGGCAACUGGGUGGACGCAAAGACGAAGGAGAUCGUGCCGGAACACGAGGUGAAGCCUCGGUACGAGGAGGACAUCCUGAAGCACUCGGGUAUCCGUAUCGUGGAGCCCGAGCUGUUUGACGGCUACGACCCAAAGAACAAGAUGGUGCUGCACCAGGUGGCCAUCGACAAGAAGAUGUCGCCCAUUGAGGUGGCUGACCGUGAGGAAGCUCUGCAGUUCCGCGAGGAGCUGGGCAAGGAGAACGUGGACAUUUUCCAGAACGCGUCGGGUGCGUGGAUGAUCCGUCUGCGCAAGGGCUCUGUCCUGAACAUUCCUCGUGCUCUCAACUUCGACCGCUUUGUGGCUGGUCAGAUCCCGACCGGCUGGAGUGCUGAGCGUCUGGGUCUAUCGAAGGAUCUGGCGGAGUCGGUGGAUCCUACCACACUAUACGCGUUGGCGGCUACAAUGGAUACGUUCGUCGCAGCUGGCGUGACCGACCCGUACGAGUUCUACCAGUACGUGCACGUGUCGGAGGUCGGCAACACGUCCGGCGGUGGUAUGGGUGGUUUGCGUUCGCUGACACAGAUGUACAAGAACCGACUACUGGGCAAGCCUGCUCCGAGUGACGCGCUGCAGGAGACCUUCAUCAAUACGCCUCCUGCUUGGGUAAACAUGUUACUGCUGAGCUCUUCCGGCCCGAUCAAGACUCCCGUUGGUGCUUGUGCGACGGCUGCUGAGUCCGUCGACAUCGGCGCAGAGACGAUCAAGAGUGGCAAGGCUCGUAUCUGCAUUGUUGGUGGCUACGAUGACUUCGGUGAGGAGGGUGCUUUUGAGUUCGCUCAGAUGAAAGCUACUAGUGACUCUGUCAAGGAAACUGGCAUGGGCCGUGAACCCAAGGAAAUGUGCCGUCCGUGCUCGACUACGCGUGGUGGCUUCAUGGAGAGUCAUGGUGCGGGUAUGCAGCUGCUGAUGGACGCUCAGCUUGCUCUGGAAAUGGGUCUGCCGAUCUAUGGUAUCGUCGCGCUGACCAGCACUGCAACAGACAAGAACGGCCGAUCCGUCCCAGCACCUGGCCAGGGUAUCUUGACGACGGCGCGUGAGUCAUCGGAUAACACGAAGCCGUCGCCUUUGCUAGACGUGGAGUACCGUCGCCGCCAGUUUGACGAUGAACUUGAGAGUAUUGAGAAGUGGUGUGCUCGUGAGGAGGAUCUAAGCAACGGUGACGAAUCCCGUCUAGCUUUCGUUGAGAGGAGGAAGUUGCGCAAGGUACAAGCGGCGCAGGCAACUUGGGGCAACGAUUUCUACUGUGGUGAAGCGAAUAUUGCUCCUCUUCGCGGUGCGUUGAGCGUGUGGAACCUCGACAUCGAUGACGUGGGUGUUGCCAGCUUCCACGGCACGGGCACCAAGGCUAACGACAAGAACGAGAGCGAGGUGACGCACAAGCAGAUGGCUCACCUGGGUCGCUCUCCAGGGAACCCGCUGCCUGUCAUCUGCCAGAAGAACCUGACGGGCCACCCCAAGGGAGCGGCAGGUGCUUGGAUGCUCAACGGAUUGCUGCAGGUGCUCAACUCGGGCUUGAUCCCAGGCAACCGUCAGCUGGACAACACAUGCGAGACCCUGCGCAAGUAUGACCAGCUCGUGUACCCGAACCGUAGCUUCCAGACCAUGGGCGUCAAGGCCGUGAUGAUGAAGAGUUUUGGCUUCGGUCAGGCCAGUGGUGAAGUGCUGUUGGUGCACCCGGACUACCUGCUGUCUACGUUGCCAGCUGACGAGCUCCAGCACUACUCGGCUCACCGCGAACAGCGUCUGAUCAAGAUGAACACGCACACACAGAGCGUGAUCACCGGCAAGCAUUCGCACAUUCAGGUGAAGAACGAGGCGCCGUACUCGUCCGCGCAGGAAAGCAACGUGUAUCUGGAUCCUACGGCUCGUGCCAAGUACGACGUGACGUCCAAGACGUGGCGAUUUGGCGGCGCGGACUCCCUGACUGCGGAGGAAAAUCACCGCCCGCGUGCUGAGAAGUGCGCGAAGAAGGCGAAGGCUGCUGUGGAAGCGGCGUCGUCGACAAAAAGGACCUCGGACGCGCACGAGGCUGACUCGUCCUCGACGCUGUUGACUGCCAUCAACCAAGCGGCGACGGACCUGGGCCUGGCGUCCAAGAACAUGGGCAUGGGCGUGGAUGUGGAGCCCGUGGCCACGUUCGAGAACUUGAACGGCCGUGAGGACUUCAUCCGCCGCAACUUUACGGACCAGGAGAUGGCGUACUGCUACAGCGCGUCUCACCCGGCCGCGAGCUUCGCCGGUCGCUGGGCUGCCAAGGAGGCUGUGAUUAAGGCCAUUUCCAGCUCGGCACCGACUGAGCCGAACCUGUGGAAGGGUGCUGGCGCUCCACUCUGUGAGAUCGAGAUCUGCAUGACGGCAUCUGGCGCGCCGUCUGUGUUGCUAUCUGGUUACCCGCUGCAGGUGUUUAACCGCUUGGGCUUGUGGAAGCUCAGCGUGUCAAUUAGUCACUCGGGCGAUUUCGCUGUGUCUCAAGCAGUGGCCAAGUUCCAGCACGAAUAGAUCCAAAGAAUUUGCAUAUUUUGUAUAUUGUUUAAUGUUGUACGCGAACUAAAUCGAAUGAAUUUAUGC